Astyanax mexicanus (Mexican tetra) is the source of this 8211-nucleotide messenger RNA. RefSeq names its product transmembrane protein 104 (gene slc38a12). Lineage: Eukaryota; Metazoa; Chordata; Actinopteri; Characiformes; Acestrorhamphidae. The record is from RefSeq and is a predicted model, not a curated record. Bases 551 to 2035 code for a protein of 494 amino acids. The transcript is spliced from 10 exons.
GAUACCGGGGGGUCUUGUGUAAGUCAUGCCCGCUGUGCGGCUGCGCUGGGCGGGUUUGAGCGGCCAGCCUGAACGCUGCUGCCUCCAGUCUCUGCACUAGCUCCAGAAGAGACUCUGCAGGAGGAACUAGCGGGCUAGCUAACUAGCUAGCUUAGCUUAUCUAGCUAAUGCCUGUAUAAUGGAAACGCUAGCUAGCUAAGUUAUACAGUGUAUUUUAUUAUUUAGUAAUAUGACAAGCGUCUGCAAACUUGCUGAUUGAUAGUGUGGACAUUUUACUGCCCUGGAGACUUUAUGAAAUGAUCUGUUAUAUUAUUUUAGGGGUUAUUUAUGUUGGUUAGCCAGCUAACGUUAGCUAGCUAGCCUAGGUUGCUUAAGUAACCUAGCAACGUAGCUUUGGCUAGCUAACGCUAGCUAACUGGCUAAGCUAGGCUAAGUAUUUGACGUGGAGUCUAUAAAGGAAGCGGUUAGCUAGCUAGGACAGCAGUGCAGUAGGACGGUUUCUCCACGUUUUCUCCACGCAUUGUGUUGGAUUUAACCUCUCUUUAUCACCAUGGCUGGAGGCAUAACCGACACAGGAGAGCCAUACUCACCUUUUGUGGGCUUGGUGUACAUGUUCAAUCUGAUUGUGGGGACUGGAGCGCUGACCAUGCCUAAAGCCUUUGCUGCAGCUGGUUGGGUGGUCAGUCUGGCGCUCAUCUCUUUUUUAGCCUUUAUGAGCUACAUGACCACUACUUUCGUGAUUGAAGCCAUGGCUGCAGCUAAUGCACAGCUGCGCUGGAAGAGAAGAGAGCAGGAGGAGGUCAGCAAUACGGACUCUAGUUCUGAGUAUUCAGACGAUGAGGUCACUAUUCGAGGACGCUCAGAGUCCGUAGAGACUCGACCGAUUCUUUCUGUUCAGCGCUCAGCGUCUGCGGAUCACUUCGACAUUGUGGAAAGAGUCGAGAUGGGACAGAUGGCCUCCAUGUUUUUUAAUAAAGUUGGCGUCAACAUGUUCUACAUCUGCAUCAUCGUUUACCUGUACGGAGACUUGGCCAUCUACGCUGCAGCCGUGCCCAUGUCUCUGAUGGAGGUGGCAUGUGGGAAUCACUCGUGCAGUGCUGGUAGUAUGAAGUAUAACGACACUGAUCCAUGCUGGGGGUCCAUCAAACGCAAAGAUUCCUACAGGGUCUUUCUGGCGAUCUUCACGCUGCUGUUAGGACCUUUUGUGUUCUUCAACGCACAGAAGACCAAAUAUCUUCAGAUCCUCACCUCACUCAUGAGAUGGAUUGCUUUCACCAUGAUGAUAAUUCUGGCACUGAUCCGCAUUGGGAAAGGACAUGGCGAGGGCCACCCCAAAGCGGCGCAGCUCACGGGAGUGCCUAAUCUCUUCGGCGUGUGCGUCUACUCCUUCAUGUGCCAGCACUCGUUGCCCUCUCUGGUGACGCCCAUCUCGGACAAGCGGCGGGUGGGGGCGUUGGUGCUUGCCGACUACGUGCUCAUCCUGGGUUUCUACAGCCUGCUGUCCUUCACGGCCAUCUUCUGCUUCGACAGCUCUCUGCUGCGAGACAUGUACACGCUAAACUUCACCGAUAACUGUGACGUGCUGGGCGUGGCGGUGCUUCGCUACUUCCUGGGUCUCUUCCCGGUCUUCACCAUCAGCACCAACUUCCCCAUUAUAGCGGUCACGCUACGCAACAACUGGAAGACGCUCUUCCACAGAGACGGAGGUACCUACCCCUGGGUGGUGGACCGAAUCGUGUUCCCCCUCAUUACUCUGGUGCCGCCUAUAAUCGUGGCGUUUUUGACCCACGACCUGGAGUCGCUGGUGGGCAUCACUGGAGCCUACGCUGGCACCGGGAUUCAGUACAUCAUUCCCGCUUUCCUGGUGUACUUUAGCCGGCGCCACCUAGAGCCUGUAUACGGACGGGAUGUGGAGAACAAGCACAGAUCUCCGUUCCGCCACACGUUCUGGGUGGUGUUCGUGGUGGUUUGGGCCACUUUCUGCCUCAUGUUCGUCACGGCUAAUAUCAUCCUGACGGAGGAAAACAAGAACUGAGCAUGCGUUUUACGUUUCGCUUUCUUUUUAAAAAUGACUUGAAUCGAAGCCUUACAGGUUUAGCACAGGCUACGCUGGUGUUUUUACACAGUAAGGGCCAUUGGGAUCAGUUGAACCUGGUUUAAUGUUAAAAGGGACCAAAAUUUGAUUAGAUUAGAUUUUGAUUGUGCUUACGAAUGAGUACUUCUGUAUUAGUUGACUUCUCUAUUGGAGGAGCCUGUUUUUUUAAGCGUUGAUACACAGAUUAUACAACCCCAAAUUUAGAAAACGUUGGGAAAUGAAUGGAAAUGCAAAACAAAUUCAGUGUUUCUUUUACAUUUACAUUGACCUCAAUUUAAUUGAUCUCAAUUGGGGGAAAAAAGGUCAGGACUGCAGGCAGACUAGUCUAGUACAUGUAUUCUCAUCUUCAAUGGCAGCCAUGCCUUUGUUUUUGCAUUGUCUUUUUGAAAAAUGCCCAGGCCAAAAAAUCUGAUGCCACCUUUUUGGAAUGUGUGGCAGGGCCCAAAUGCAGGAAUAGAUGUAAAGUAAUAAAUUAAAUGAAGACCAAAUACGACAUAUAAGACAUAAAUUAUCAUAUAUCUUUGGUUCAUACAACAAGUCUGCAAUGAUAAAAAAGGCAAAGUAAAUUUAAAAAACACAGCAAUUGUUUUUUUUUUUUCCACCCGUACUGUUUCAACUUCUUCAGAUUUGGGGAUUAGCAGAUUUUUGCUUGGAAUGGUCAUCUAGUAGCAGCUUAACGUGCAUUACACUUGCUGCGCUGCUUCUGAGCUUUUUUUUAAUGUAUAAACAGCAGUCAGAUUUAUUACUGGCUGAUCCAAACAUUUAUUUUAAGAAAAGAAAGAAUAUCUAUAUAUAAAUAUAAGCAUAAAUAUAAUGUUUUGCCUUUUCCUCUUUUUUUUCCCAUCUUUUCUCCGUGAGAUUUUCUGUCUUCUGAGGCCUGUUAAGACGGUAAGAUCAGGUGGAGCGAGUGAACUGGCCUCUCUGUGCAUUCUUUUUUUUUUUUUUUUUUUACGAGGACAAAAAGUCCCAGCAAGUAUCGAGAAUACAUUUAUGAGAAAAAUAUGCUAAUACUAUUCAAGGGUUAAACAAGGACGACUGAGAAGUCCAACUAUAAAAAGGAAUGUUUUUCUUUUUUUUUCCUUUUCUUUUCUUUUAACCAAAGCUAAAUGUCCACACCGGUGAUCGGUGUGGGCCGAGAGUCGAGGAAAAGGCAAAGCAAAUCAGGGAUAAUCAGUCUUUCGUGGCUGGCAUUUUCAACAUUCCUAACCGACUCGCUCCUCGCGUCCCCUCACCUGUGAGUGAUGGAGACAGGUGCUCUGCGGCGUUACUAACACAUGCGCUCAGAGCUGGAGCGCAGUCUAAGCUUCUCAGAUGACUGCUGGCGGUGUUAAAAAGCCUCCUGAAUGGAUCCAGUUUGAGCGAAUGUGGAAUCGUCCAGGCUGGAGACGAGUAGUCGAGCCUGUUUACUGAGACGGCCUGUUUGUGUCCAUGUUACCGCACCUUAUUCUGGUUAAUCAGUGCACACUUUCUUUUUUUUUUUUUCUCUUUUUCUUUUUUUUGUGUUUGUGCUCAUCAAUUCGGUCAGUGUAGAAGGUCUGAAGAAUGUCUUCAUUGAUUGCUUUAAGGCUGUUUUGCUUUAUCUUUUGUUUUAUGAUGUUCCUAAUGGCUCUGAACUCACACUUUACCUUUGGGAUGUUCCGAUUCAAUCCAGUCACAGGUAAUCAGAGAUGCAAGCACGUUUUUUAUGGAUCUGCUAUUGUCUUGUUUAAUCUUAAAACAUUUUCAAACCCUUGUUUUAACCUCAGUUUGCUCAAAGCACCAUUAUCAAACUUUAUUAUGGUUUGUAUUGUUCAGCUGCAGAACAAACAAGGAGAGGAAAGUUCUCAGAAGGCAAAUAGAAGAGUUUUGUUAAAGUCUGCAAUGUAGAACUAUUUGGUCCGACUUAUACUUUAUAAUAGUCUCUAAUGACUUUGUAGUUGCAUGUGAACAGUCAUGUAAUAACUGUCGUUUUAACUACCGAUGAAUUACACAUUGUUACAAACUAUAUGAUUAUUAUACAUGAAUAUCAGGGUCAAUUAGACAUAGCAGAAUAUAUUCUCCAUCUUCCUAUGAUAAAAUCUGAAUCAUUAUUUUUUUUUAGUAUUAAAAAUUAAUCACAGGGCUCCCAAUGGAUCAGCAGGGUAAGGUGCUGCCACUAUGAUCGGUAGAUCUGGUCUGAUUAGAAUCCCGGUCAUGCAGCUUGCCAUCAGCUGCCGGAGCCCUGGGAGAGCACAAUUGGCCUUGCUCUCUCUGAGUAGGUAGAUGACCCUUUUUCUCCUUAUCACUCACAGGGUGAUGUCGAUCAGCAUAAGGCGUCGUCUGUGAGCUGAUGUAUCAGAACCAAGCCGCUGCGCUUCCCUCCGAGCAGCAAUUGGAAAAGAGGCGGCGUCUGACUUCACAUGUGUCGGAGGAGGCGUGUGCUAGACUUCACCCUUCUGGUGAUGGGGUAUCACUAGUGAUAGGGCAUAUACAGCUGAGGAGCAGCUGAUCGGGUGGGACAAUUGGCCAGAUAAAAUUACGGGAAAUAAACAGGAGAAAAUUAGAAUGAAUAAAUAAAAAAUCACAGCCAUAAUUCAUACUCAUCCUGUUACAAACAGUCAAAUUUGAUGAUAACACAAGAGAGUAAUCUACAACUUUUAAUACAUCUGUAACAAUGUGUACUUCAGUAGUAGUUACAAUGUUAUUACAUGCAUUGUUACAGACACGUAUGUAGUUAAAAAAGGGGGACCAAUUUUUUUUUUAUAUUGAAGCAUAAAAACAUUACCUAAUACCUACAUAAACCAUACAUGGGCUAACGAUACUGCUAAUACACUACUGCACAAGCUAUAGAUGCCCAAUCACAGCACAUUCACCUCACUAUAAAACUGAUAACUCACAUCAAUAGUCGUCAGACAUCAACACAAUUUGAUAUUAACUGACAUGACUGCAGUGUUUUGAAGGAACUGGGAGCUGGAUGGUCAGAAAGGCCAGUUAAAACUGGAUUAUAGGAUGUUUAACACACUAUAAAAUAGUAAUUUUUGGAGAAAAAAAAAACAAAAUAACUAAAUAAAUCCCUUCAGAAUGUCUAAUGUUUUGUAAAGUGUUAGUAAAAAUAAAAAGUAAAAUUACUUACAGUAUUACAGCAUUAAUCAAUAAUUAGGAGAUUCUGAAUCGGACUCGGAUUGAAUCUGGACAUCCCUGCUUUACAUAAACAUGAUCACAUGACAGCUGAAUCCAAUCCUGCCUUGACCUUUUGUGCUGUAGUUUUUUUUUGUGUAUGUUUCUCAGCUUUAUUGUCAGUGUUUCUUUUUGAUUUGUCAUUGUCUCUAUAUUUUGUUGCUGUGUUUUUUCUCGUCAGGUUUCAGCCAUACAAUCGGUACCUCAGAAAGAUUCUGAUCCACCGUGAAUCGAUUACCUAAGCUGUCCGGGCAUUUGCGUCAGCGCCGUUCGCUGUUCGCUGUUCACACUUUGCCGUCUCAUUAGUUUGAUGUCACCGCUCUCUUCGUGUUUCUUUCAUGUGUUUGAUCAGCGGCGACGUGUUUGAUACUGUAAAUUGAUGAUGCUCUCUGUGAGAGUGCAUUCUCUGUCCUGAUCAAAGCGAAGGGAAAGCAGCCUCAUCGCCGUGACUGCUGUCACCUGCGGCAUUGCACCAGUGCUCCAUUUUUUUUUUGUCCUGCCUCGGGGCUCGGAUUUAACCUGCUGAAAAUGUGUGUUGUGUUUUGUUUUGUUUUGUUUCUAUGGAAUCCUGAUUUUACCUUUUGCAGUGUUUGCGAGACAAAGGCCUCGUUCAUACCUGGAAUUAACAUGCAUCAUUGGUGAUCCAUUAAAAAAUCAGAUGGAUCAGGGAUGCUUGCCAGUAAGUUACAAUGUGGGAGGUUGGGGUUCAAUUCCUGGUCUGGGUGACUGAAUGCUGUGCUACACUAGUAAGAGUCCUUGGGCAAGACUCCUAACACUACAUUGGCCAAACUCUACGCCAACUAAAUGCCGUAAAUGUAAAAUGCAACUAGUAAUUAUUUUGGUAGACUACAGCUCUGGAAAAAAAUAAGAAACCACUUCAGUUUCUGAAUCAGUUUAUCUGAUUUUGCUAUUUAUAGGUAUAUAUUUGAGUAAAAAGAACAUUGUGGUUUUAUUCAAUAAGUUACAAGCACAUUUUCUCAAAUUCCAAAGCAUUUAUUUGCAGAAAAUGAGAAAUAGUUGAAAUAAAAAAGAGUCACAAAGCUUUCAUAUUCAUAAAGUUUUAAGAGUUCAAAAAUCAGAAAUAUUUAGUGGAAUAACCCUGGUUUUUAAUCUCAGUUUUUAUGCAUCUUGGCAUGUUCUCCUCCACCAGUCUUACACACUGCUUUUGGAUAACUUUAUGCCACUCCUGGUGCAAACAUUCAAGCAGUUCAGUUUGGUUUGAUGGCUUGUGAUCAUCCAUCUUCCUUUUGAUUACAUUCCAGAGGUUUUCACAAUUAAAAGUAAAAUCAAAGAAACUCAUCAUUUUUAAGUGGUCUAGGAUAAAAAGCCUCAGUGUACUUUUUGCAGAGAUGAUGUUCGCUUGGCUUGGGAAACAGUGUGACGUAAUUGCACAGUUUUCGCUUGCAAUGUUAUGCUCAUGGUAGCUGGGUGAACUCUGAGACCAAAGACACUACGCAACAAGACCUGUGAUUGGUCAGGAGCAAAUAGACAACAAGCAAAUUAAACUGCAGAAAUUAUGCCAGCUCGUAAAAGUUUCAUGCAAUGCUCGCAAAUCUCAUUUCGCAGGAAGAAUGUGAAGUCCUCAGCCCAAAUCGAAAUGAGUCACCUAGCUUCGUUUGCACUCAUUUGCUAAAAGUAUUAUUUUUUUCUUAGUGAAUGAUGCCAUGCUCAGCUAACACUGUCAGACAGUGGACGGUGUGUUGUGGCGGUAAUUAUGUAUGUAGCGGUUAUUAUGCACUACAAUAAGGUGUUGGAUACUCAUGAUCAGAUCACCCAGGACGCAUGUUAAUGCCAGGUAAGAUGGGUUCAGAGAUUAGCAUGCUGGAGAUUAGGUGUUUUAAUGUAAUGUUUCUCAUAUGUUCGUACAUCCUGAAGGAGAAAUGUAGCAUUAACUGUCAUUUUUUCAGGUCAUCCUUUGAAGUGCAAUGUAUUAUAUGGUUAAAAAGUCAAUAUAUAUGUUCCCAGUAAAAUAUGUUAUCAAAAGCAUUAUCAUUUCCUGAUAAUAAUAGUGUGUUUAGAAUCUGAUUAUAACUGAAUAUGAAAACAAUAUGAAUAUGUAAGGUUUUAUCAGUGUGAUCUUCUGAUUUAUUGAGUCUAAAUUUGGAAAUUGGGCCUAAAACUUCAUUCAUAUUUUAAUUUCUGCCCCUCAAUCUGAAUUUCAGGGAAAAUUUACAAAAUUAUAUUUUUUACUUAAUUCUUUAAUUUUCUAUUUAUGUAAAAAUGAUGUAAAUUGCAUUGUACCAUCAGAUUUUUGUCACAAAAAUUAUGCAAAAAUAAUAACAUCUGAAAAUCUCUGAAAUUCUAUAUGUUAAAAGCAGAAAUUAAAAACUAAAACUAGAAAAAAGAUUAAAACAAGAAUUUCUUCUUCACUCUAUAAAUAAUAAUAAUAAUAAAAAAAUAAUAAUAAUAAUAAUAAUGAUGAAGCCUUACACAAACUUUUCUUUUUUAGAAAUUAAAAUGGUCAGAAAAGUUUAUAUUAUGCUUGUUUUUUUUUUGUUGUUUUUUUAAGUUCGGGUUUUAUCUGAUGUUUAAGUCUUAUUCUGAGAUUUUUGACUGAAAGCCCAACAUCUGAUUUUUAUUUCGACUUGUAAACUGAUUAUCUAAAUUCAUUUAAAUGAGUUGGUCAGAUAACAAAUAGUAAUCAGAUUCUGAAGUGCAUCUAAACAUGCUCAAUAUCUUCAAACUUUCUUCUGUUUUAUUUUAAGCCACAUCUGUUCCUUCAGUUCUUCAUGGUUUAAUUGCAGAAGGUUGGUAGUCAUGAGCAGAUGUGUGUUACUGUACAAUAUCCACUGAUAACGAAUGAUAAAACUAAACGAAAGAAAAAUGUGCCUUCCUCCCAGAGUUCAUCCUGUCCGUAUAUAAGGGUGAUGUGUGUCUUUGUGUUUUUUAAAGCCUGUCAGAUAAUCUCUGCAUGCAAAGCUGUUCGUUUAAUUGACAAUCAGUGUCUCUUCACAAUAAACAUGGGAAUACUUCUUUUGAAA